CUCACAGCCAGAGACAACUGGAGCUCUCUUUAGUAGUUUGUUUUAGUUGGUACCUUUUGCUGAGAAUAUGGUUGCAAAAGCCCCCAAGGUCAUCUCUUUUGGAUGAAGUACGAUCAGAAUACACAGCAGGAUUUCCUAAAGCGCCUCGAGAUAUGACAGUGAGGAACUGUACAUCUACCCCACCGUAUAUCCCACCUAACAUUAAAAAUACCACUCAACAACUGAACAGCCUCCGUCAGCAGAUGAGAACAAACAACAUCAGCGCCUACAUAAUUCCUGCCAACGAUGCACAUUUGGGCGGCUACUCUGCAGAACGUGAGAAAAGGAGACAAUGGCUAACUGGUUUCACUGGAUCCUCAGGCACCGCUGUGGUCACACUCACUAGAGCAGCUGUGUUCACAGACAGCAGAUACUGGACUCAGGCAGAGAGACAAAUGGACUGUAAUUGGGAGUUGCAAAAGAUACUUUCAAAUAAUGCAAUUGUACACUGGAUUCUGGGUGAAUUAAAUGUGGGAGAUAAAAUUGGCUUUGAUCCCUUCCUGUUCUCCAUUGCUGACUGGACAGAUGUAUCCAAGUUAGUGGGAGAUACUGGAAUAAUACUGCAUUCUAUACCAGACAACCUGGUGGACCUAAUAUGGGGAGGAGAGCGUCCUUCUUUGCCAAAUUAUCCAAUUUAUUUCCUAUGCAACGAGUUUGUAGGAAGCACCUGGCAAGAGAAGAUUUCCACAGUCCGCUCCCAGAUGAGAGCGCACACCCAGAAGCCCACUGCAGUGCUACUGUCUGCUCUGGAAGAAACAGCAUGGCUUUUCAACCUUCGUGGGCAAGAUAUUCCAUAUAACCCAUUUUUCUACUCAUACACCUUGUUGACCUUGGACUCUAUUAGAUUAUUUGUCAAUGUGAGUCGCAUCAGCUCUGAACUUCAGACGUAUCUGAACACCAACUGCUCAGAUUCAACGUGCGUCCAAAUUCUUGAUUACGGUGACGUUAGGGAGAACGUGAUAAACUAUGUGAAAGGAGACGUGAAGAUAUGGAUUGGGACACAAUAUACCAAUUAUGGGAUGUAUGAAAUUAUACCAAUGGACAAACUCAUAACUGAAGAUUAUUCUCCUGCCAUGACCAUAAAAGCUGUUAAAAAUGCAAAAGAACAAGAUUUGCUAAAGAAAUGUCAUAUCAGGGAUGCAGUAGCCGUAAUUCAGUACUUGGUUUGGCUGGAGAAGAACGUACCCACAGGAAAUAUUAAUGAAGACAGUGGAGCACGAUACGUUAAUGAGAUGAGGGGGAAACAGUUGUAUUUCAAAGGACCAAGUUUUGAAACUAUCUCUGGAAGUGGAUUAAAUGCAGCUCUUCCUCACUACAGACCAAGCAACGAGACUAACCGCAAACUAACUGUCGGUGAAAUGUAUCUCAUUGACUCUGGAGGACAAUAUUUUGAUGGAACCACAGACAUUACAAGGACUGUCCACUGGGGAAAUCCAACAGAUCUGGAAAAGGAAGCUUAUACACGAGUCCUGAUGGGUAACAUUGAUCUCACCACACUUGUCUUUCCUCCAAGAACUGCUGGAAGAGUUAUAGAAGCAUUUGCCAGAGGUCCAUUGUGGAAAUAUGGUCUGAACUACGGUCAUGGCACUGGGCAUGGGAUAGGUAACUUCUUCUCAGUCCAUGAAUGGCCAGUUGGGCUUGGGUCCAGCAAUCUUCCCCUGACCAAAGGAAUGUUCACCUCCAUUGAACCAGGCUACUAUCAUGAUGGCUACUUUGGAAUUCGUAUUGAAGACAUUGUAGUGGUGGUUGAAGCACAGACCAAGUACAUGUUUGGAGGUGAAAGCUACUUGACAUUUGACACUGUCACCUUAGUCCCCUAUGCCAGAAAUCUGAUAAAGACUGAAAUGAUGACAAAUACACAGAUUCAGCACAUAGAUAAACACUACAAGAAAAUUAGAGACAUCAUGGGAGCAGAAUUGAAGAAUCAAAAUCUUCAAGAAGAAUAUGAUUGGCUAUUGAAGAGUACAGAGCCACUGUCUCAUGGGACGCUCAUUGUAGCAUCUGUUUGCUUGCUCAGCAUUACUGUCAUUGCAAAUAUAUUUUUACAAGUUUCUGUGUAACGUAUGUUUCAGAAGAAGGCAAUAUAUUUGUAUCUGUGUAUGAUGACAAAUCAUACUGGCUAUUAAUAAAUUACUUUUGUAUUUGU
Molecule: messenger RNA, 2185 nt
Organism: Bombina bombina (fire-bellied toad)
Lineage: Eukaryota; Metazoa; Chordata; Amphibia; Anura; Bombinatoridae
Gene: XPNPEP2
Product: X-prolyl aminopeptidase 2
Exons: 21
Coding region: 153-2099 (648 amino acids)
Molecular function (GO): metalloaminopeptidase activity
Source: RefSeq, a predicted model, not a curated record